AGAUUGGACGCCGUGGCGGUUAGAAGUACAAGUAGUUCCCGCGUCGCUCGCCGAUUCGCGUAUUCCGACCACAUUCCACACACCAUCCUGGGUGUAGUUGUGUGCGUUCUUCGGUAGUGUUGGUUGUUCCGAAGAAGGUGGUCGCGCUUUAUUUUUAAUUCUUCCUUGGACGGAAAUUCUCGAACCACGGUGAAGAUACUCGAUGUUUCCGGUGUAGCUCUUGGCCAGGAUGACUUUGGCGACCGGGAUCGUCGCGUUGGCGCUAUGCCUCGGCUGCGGGAUACUGUCCGCGAACGCAGAAUACUACCAAAAAGACUACUACUCAGAGUACAACUGUAACGAACCGCUGCUGGAACAUGCCAAACUGACCGCCACAUCGCAGCUUCGGGAACGAGGACCGGAAAAUGCCCGUCUCAACGCUGGCAGUGCCUGGACCGCCCAGCAGUCCGACUUUGAGCAGCAGCUCAUCAUCGAUCUGGGCACGGUCCGGAACGUGACCCGAAUCGAAAUCCAGGGCCGUCCGCACAGUAACGAGUACGUCACCGAGUUCAGUAUCAGCUACGGCUUCAACGGGCUGGACUACAUCGACUAUAAAGAACCGGGAGGCAACACUAAGCUCUUCAAAGGCAACAAGGACGGCGACUCGAUACGCCACAACGCAUUCGAAGUGCCAAUCAUCGCCCAGUGGAUUCGGAUCAAUCCGACCCGCUGGCAGAACCGCAUCUCGCUGCGCACCGAACUCUACGGAUGUGGUUAUGAAUCCGACAACAUCUACCUCAACGGAACCAGUCUGAUCCGGUACGAUCUGCUGCGGGAUCCGAUCGCGGCCACUCGCGAAACCAUUCGGUUCCGGUUCAAGACGGCCGUGGCGAACGGAGUGCUGCUGUACUCGCGCGGAACCCAGGGAGACUUUUUCGCGCUCCAGAUCAAGGACAACCGGAUGAUCUUGAACUUGAACCUGGGUCUGCACGAGAUGACGUCGCUGUCGGUGGGCAGUCUGCUGGACGACAACAUCUGGCACGACGUGGUCAUCAGUCGCAACAGGAGGGACAUUAUGUUCAGCGUUGAUCGGGUGAUCGUGGAGAAGCGGAUCAAGGGAGUGUUUGAUAAGCUGAAUUUGAAUCGAGCGUUCUACGUCGGCGGAGUUCCCAACAUGCAAGAGGGGUUGAUCGUGCAGCAGAACUUUACCGGUUGUAUCGAGAAUCUGUACUUUAACGCGUCCAACUUUAUCCGCGAGAUGAAGGAAGCGUUCUACGAGGGCGAGCACCUGCGGUACACCAAGGUGAACGUCAACUACAACUGUCCGGAGCCGCCGAUCAGUCCGGUGACGUUCCUGACGCGAGGAUCGCACGCUCGGCUAAAGGGUUACAACGGAGUGAAGCAGAUGAACGUGAGCUUCUCGUUCCGAACGUACGAGGACAAGGGUCUGAUGCUGCACCAUGACUUCUCGAAGGGUUUCGUGCGGGUGUAUUUGGAGGAUGGUAAGGUUAAGGUGGAACUGAAGACGGAGAAUGAGGAAAGUGCACCGUCGACGAUCCUGGACAACUACGACGAGCAGUUCAACGAUGGAAACUGGCACUCGUUGAGCUUGGCGCUCAAGAAGAACAGCCUGAUCCUGAGCAUUGACGAACGGCCGAUGAUCACCUCAAAGCAUGAUCCAAAUUCGGGUGAUUCAGGGAUCGAAAGACUGCUGGACAUCUACACGACCGAGUUGUACUACAUUGGCGGUGGCAAGACCAAGGACGGCUUUGUGGGAUGCAUGCGGACCAUCAUAAUCGACGGUAACAUCCGGUUGCCGUCGGAUUGGAAGGACGAGGACUACUGCUGUAAGGGGGAGAUGUUGUUCGAUGCAUGCCACAUGAUCGACCGGUGUAAUCCGAAUCCGUGCAAGCACAGUGGAGUAUGCCGGCAGAACUCGAUGGAGUUCCACUGCGAUUGUGCUGGAACUGGGUACGCUGGAGCCGUUUGCCAUACGUCGUUGAAUCCGCUGUCUUGCCAGGCCUACAAGAACGUCAAUACGGUGCAGUCAAGGACGAUGAUCAAUAUCGAUGUGGACGGAAGCGGUCCGUUGGCACCGUUCCCGGUAACGUGCGAGUUCUACUCAGAUGGUCGCGUAAUCACGGUGUUGAGUCACAGUUCAGAGCAUACCACGAGGGUGGAUGGAUUUUCGGAAGCUGGAUCCUUCGAGCAGAACAUUAUUUACGAAGCCGAUCUACCUCAGAUCGAAGCUCUGCUCAACCGAUCUCAGUCCUGCUGGCAGCGGUUGAACUACGCCUGUCGAUCGUCUAGGUUGUUCAACUCACCGUCAGACCCGGAGAACUUCCGACCGUACUCGUGGUGGGUCUCGCGUCACAAUCAACCCAUGGAUUACUGGGCGGGUGCCCUGCCGGGAUCGCGGAAGUGCGAGUGUGGCAUUCUGGGAACCUGCGUUGAUCCGACCAAGUGGUGUAACUGCGAUUCCAACAGUUUGGAGUGGCAAGAGGAUGGUGGCGAAAUCCGAGAGAAGGAGUACUUGCCGGUGAAGGCGUUACGAUUUGGUGAUACCGGAACUCCAGCUGACGAGAAACUGGGAAGAUACACGCUGGGUGCGCUCAAGUGCGAGGGCGACGAUCUGUUCAACAACGUCGUCACGUUCCGUAUUAAGGACGCUACGAUUAAUCUGCCACCGUUCGAUAUGGGUCAUUCCGGUGAUAUCUACUUCGAGUUCAAGACUACCAUCGAAGAUGCGGUCAUUCUGCACGCCAAGGGACCUACGGAUUUCAUCAAGCUGAUCAUCGUCGGUGGAAUGAAGCUGCUGUUUGAGUAUCAAGCUGGUACUGGAACGCAAAAGGUUUACGUGGAAACUGCGUACAAACUCAACGACGACAACUGGCACUCGGUGAGCGUUGAGCGAAACCGAAAGGAAGCACGCCUCGUCGUCGACGGAUCGAUCCGCGCUGAAGUUCGAGAACCUCCAGGCCCCGUUCGUGCCCUGUCCCUGACAUCGGAACUUGUAGUAGGAGCCAGCUUCGACUACCGCGAUGGAUUCGUCGGCUGUAUCCGGGCCCUGCUGCUGAACGGAGAACAGAUCGAUCUGCGAUCGUACGCACAGCGCCGUCUCUACGGAGUCUCGACAGGAUGUGUCGGUCGAUGCGAGUCCAACCCGUGCCUGAACAACGGAACCUGUACCGAGCGGUACGACAACUUCCACUGCGAUUGCCGCUGGAGCGCGUUCAAGGGACCGAUCUGUGCUGAUGAAAUCGGCGUCAACAUGCGCUCCAGUUCGAUCAUCAAGUACGACUUCCAGGGUGCGUUCCGAUCGACGCUGCACGAGAGGAUCCGGGUUGGGUUCACCACCACCAUCCCGAAGGGCUUCCUGUUGGGCUUUUUCUCCAGCGUUUCGAAGGAAUACCUCACGCUGAUGAUCUCCAACUCGGGACAUUUGCGAGUGGUGUUCGAUUUUGGCUUCGAGCGGCAGGAGUUGAUCUAUCCGGACAAGAACUUUGGGCUGGGACAGUUCCACGAUGUGAGGUUCUCGCGGAAGAACGGAGGUUCGGUGGCGGUGAUAGAGGUGGACGAUUAUCCGCCAAAGGAGUACCACUUUGACAUCAAGGACUCGGCGGACGCGCAGUUUAACAACAUUGAGUUUAUGUACAUCGGCAAGAACGAAUCGAUGAAGGAUGGUUUCAUCGGGUGCAUUUCGAGGGUGGAGUUUGACGAUAUCUACCCGUUAAAGUUUAUGUUCCAGGAGAACCCACCACCGAAUGUGAAAUCGUUGGGAACUCCUCUGACGGAAGAUUUCUGCGGCGUGGAGCCGGUGACGCAUCCGCCGAUCGAGGUUGAGACCCGACCUCCUCCAGAUGUUGAUGAGGAAAAGCUGCGGGAUGCGUACGGUCCGGAUACUGCCAUUCUCGGAAGUGUCCUUGCCGUGCUCGUUCUGCUGCUGAUCCUGAUGGGCAUCCUGAUCGGGCGGUACAUGAACCGCCACAAGGGCGAGUACCUGACGCAGGAGGACAAGGGCGCGGACGCGGCGCUCGAUCCGGACGAUGCGGUGGUGCAGUCCACGACGGGCCACCAGGUGACCAAGCGAAAAGAGUGGUUCAUUUAAGUUUGCGCGUGUUUUCAAGCGUGCAGCCAAGCAGCAGCUGUAAAUAAUGUGUUCAGGACACGUGCGCACGUGCGUGGACUUCUUCCGGUUUUUCUUGAGUUCUAUUUUUGGGUUUUUGAAUUUUGGACCGUUUAGUUUUUCUUUUACCUCUGUGCAUCCUUGUAAAGAGCAGCGUCUUUCACAUCACACUUGAAGCAGCAAUUUAAUAGACUAAUCGACAGGCCUUGGUCAGCUUUUGACCAUACAUUUAUUACAAAACGGAACACAUGACUUUACCGGAAAAGCAUUUAAAAGCAUUUUCGAAAGCCACACUGCUGAGCCAAUUGAGAACGAGUAGAGGGAGUUAAAAAGAACGGAAUUCAGUUUUAUUGUUUUCUUUCGAAGAGAUAUAGAGUUAUUUUAUUGAUUUGACCCGUCCAUUAUCGUACUUUUAGUUACUUUUUUUUUACCGAAUUUUCGAAUAUCUUAGUUAGCAUUUAAGAACUUGUAUUAGUUAAAGUGUAUAACAUUCGUUCUCCGCGAGGAACGCAAAUUAUGACGAUCGCCGAAAGUAACCAUUUUAAGAAGUUAAAAUCUAUCCUAGCUUUAGCGCUCGGUUAAUAUUCAGAAUCUCGUUCAUUUUUAAAAACAAAUUUUGUAGCCAUUGAAAGUAGUAGCGAGGUAGCGCGGCAGAAUGAAUCUUUCUCCAUUAUUAGAAUCUCUAACAAAUUCUGCAAAUUUCCACACACAAAAAAAGGUGACAAGCGAAAAAGGCAAGUUUACAUCCGAAAGGCAAGCAAUGUAAAUAGUUUUUGAAAUACAGAUAAGAUAACUGAA
Messenger RNA from Culex quinquefasciatus (southern house mosquito), 4903 nucleotides. It is a transcript of the gene Nrx-IV, whose product is annotated as neurexin-4. The record is from RefSeq and is a predicted model, not a curated record. NCBI's taxonomy places the organism in Eukaryota, Metazoa, Arthropoda, Insecta, Diptera, Culicidae. The transcript is spliced from 11 exons. The coding region runs from base 230 to 4087 and encodes 1285 amino acids.